Messenger RNA from Chinchilla lanigera (long-tailed chinchilla), 5195 nucleotides. RefSeq names its product zinc finger and BTB domain containing 14 (gene Zbtb14). Gene Ontology annotation, molecular function: protein binding; RNA polymerase II cis-regulatory region sequence-specific DNA binding; DNA-binding transcription factor activity, RNA polymerase II-specific. Gene Ontology annotation, biological process: regulation of transcription by RNA polymerase II. Lineage: Eukaryota; Metazoa; Chordata; Mammalia; Rodentia; Chinchillidae. Gene Ontology annotation, cellular component: nucleus. The record is from RefSeq and is a predicted model, not a curated record.
UGUCGCGGCGGGUGGGGGGGCGCUUAUGUAAGUUUGGCUGUACGGGGCGCUGGGAGAGACGUCGGUCGGGACGACGUGGUGGCGGAGGUGUGAUUGGGGCCACCGCGUCUGCUGCAACUGUCUACAGAAAUACUGGCCACGGCCAUCUUCCGGUUCGACUCCUCUGAACUUAGCAAGUGGAACAACGCUAAAGGAAAAAAAAAAUGAACCCAUGCAAGCGUGCUACCGCUUUUCUGGGUCCCAGAUCUUGGAAGAAAAAAAAAAGGGGGGUGGCUGAAUUGAUUGUGGCCAAAAAGAAAAGAGAAAGGGAGGACACGCUGAUGUGUUGCCAUGGCUACUCGCGGCCACUCCUCCCCCUGGUCCCGUGCACACUCAUCCCACCAGCCCCAGAAGUUAGUGACAGCCAGAGAAGGUGUCCCCCACAGGAAGGCCCUGUGCAAACUGCCCUCCCACCGGGGCGACUGCAGGCCCCGGUGCCUGGGAAAACCUAGGAGGCAGAGCCAGGGUGGUCCCUGCGGAGAGAACCCCCAGUACACUUGGGCUGCGCAGUGUUUUCUAGAAAGGGAACUUGGUAAGGUUGUGAGGACGCAGGGCUCUAAUUCGGAGUCCCACACUGCACAUUUUGUGUAGUGCUAUGUUACAGCCCAGCACACCAAAUAGAUUUUUUGGUGUGGUCACUGUUCAGUAGAGGAAAACUUUUUGUUUUUCAGGACAUUGGUCUGCAGGAUGGAGUUCCUGGGGUAAGAGUUAACAUUCACAAAAAGCUAAAUUUCUUUGGGCUUCUGGGUAGUAAUAGAGGUUAAAAAAAAAAAAAAAAAAAAAACACCUGAAUUGCCAAAUGCAGUCUUCAAGACAAGCGUGUACUCCAUCACACAGGUGUGUAAAGAAAAAAAGCAGUUACUGCCACCCAUAAGCAAUGUUCGGUGCUGUACAUCUGUGGCUUUCUUUGUAUGUCCGUCUGUGUAGGAGCCUAGAGAAAAGAAAGCGUACAGGGCUGCAUACGCAGCAGGAAGUUGUGGCGCCAGGGGCACUUGCUGCCAUCUCUGUACGUCUGUGGCCAUCUGCGCCUGCACAGGUGGCUUAGCUCUGCCGUGAGCCAUCCCUUAGUGGCCCUCCAGCCCAUCCUUGGGUCCCUGCAGCAUAGCCCCUGCCAGCUCCAGCCCAGGGCUGUGCAAAGGUGGGGGGCCACGCGGCCAGGUGCUCCCUAGCUGAAAAAUAGGUAUAGGUACAGGAAGCAGAAUAAGUCAGGGAGGUCUCUCUGGCUUUUAAUCAAUUCUUGGAACCAUUCUUGUUUUAUAAUUCGGAAUGGAGAAAGAUCCUACCUCAUUCUUGUUUUUUUCUUUGUAGGUGUGGUGUGCCCUGAUCAGUUAUUCUGAUCUGAAGAUUUUGGUGUUUAAGGCAUUAAAAUAAUAGCCUGAAUUGUUCAUGGAGUUUUUCAUCAGUAUGUCUGAAACCAUUAAGUAUAAUGACGAUGAUCAUAAAACUCUGUUUCUAAAAACACUAAAUGAGCAACGCCUGGAAGGAGAAUUUUGUGAUAUUGCUAUCGUGGUUGAAGAUGUAAAAUUCAGAGCACACAGAUGUGUUCUUGCCGCAUGCAGCACCUACUUUAAAAAGCUUUUCAAGAAGCUCGAGGUGGAUAGUUCUUCAGUAAUAGAGAUAGAUUUUCUCCGUUCUGAUAUAUUUGAAGAGGUCCUGAACUACAUGUACACGGCAAAGAUUUCUGUGAAAAAGGAAGAUGUUAACUUAAUGAUGUCUUCUGGUCAGAUUCUUGGUAUCCGAUUUUUGGAUAAACUCUGUUCUCAGAAGCGUGAUGUGUCUAGUCCCGAUGAAAGUAAUGGUCAGUCCAAAAGUAAGUAUUGCCUCAAAAUAAAUCGCCCCAUUGGAGACGCCACGGACACUCAGGAUGAUGAUGUGGAAGAAAUUGGGGAUCAGGAUGACAGCCCUUCCGAUGACACAGUAGAGGGUACCCCCCCGAGUCAGGAGGACGGCAAGUCACCCACAACCACGCUCAGGGUUCAGGAGGCGAUUUUGAAAGAGCUAGGGAGUGAGGAGGUUCGGAAAGUCAAUUGCUACGGCCAGGAGGUAGAGUCCAUGGAGACCCCAGAGUCCAAAGAUUUGGGGUCCCAGACCCCUCAAGCCUUAACAUUUAAUGAUGGCAUGAGUGAGGUGAAAGAUGAACAGACCCCAGGCUGGACCACAGCCGCCAGUGACAUGAAGUUUGAGUAUUUGCUGUACGGUCACCAUCGGGAGCAGAUCGCCUGCCAGGCCUGUGGGAAGACCUUCUCCGAUGAAGGCCGCCUGCGGAAGCACGAGAAGCUGCACACGGCGGACCGGCCGUUUGUGUGCGAGAUGUGCACGAAGGGCUUCACCACGCAGGCCCACCUGAAGGAACACCUGAAAAUCCACACAGGCUACAAGCCCUACAGCUGUGAGGUGUGCGGCAAGUCAUUCAUCCGUGCCCCAGACUUGAAGAAGCACGAGAGGGUGCACAGUAACGAGCGGCCCUUCGCGUGCCACAUGUGUGACAAAGCCUUCAAGCACAAGUCCCACCUCAAGGACCAUGAGAGGCGGCACCGAGGGGAGAAGCCCUUUGUGUGUGGCUCGUGCACCAAGGCCUUCGCCAAGGCCUCCGAUCUGAAGCGGCACGAGAACAAUAUGCACAGCGAGAGGAAACAGGUCACCCCCAGCGCCAUGCAGAGUGAGACGGAGCAGCUGCAAGCGGCUGCAAUGGCCGCAGAGGCUGAGCAGCAGCUGGAAACCAUUGCCUGCAGCUAGGGGACCGCGGGGACCCUGGGCCGAGCAGCAGAGGCCAAGCUGAAGGCUGGUGGCGCCGCUUUUACGGAAAUGUGCAGCGUCGCACCAGCUGGACUGGAGGCAGUGGUUGGUUAGGUGUCUGCAACUCUUCAAGGAGACUUUCUUUCUAAGUUGUGACCAAACAGUGGCGCUGUCCUGUCUAGUGUCUAUUCAUGUUGCCAGGAAGCUCCCCUGCUCCUUUUUAAGAUUUUUAAUUUGAGAACUCCUGUGUCCAGUUUAGAAGCAAGAGACUUCCGUUCCAUUUUUAAUUCCUCCACACUCAUAGCACUGAAGAGUGCAGUGCACAGAGUAAUAAUUGAAUCACUUGAUUUCCUGAUCAUUGCAAUUACAUGGGACUUAUGGUCAAAACAGCCGUUUUAAUAAUUUAAUAAAUGUAUACCUUACAGACGCAGAACGUGGCAGUGGGAGAUUGACCAAGAACACUGCACGAGUAUGAAACCAAGUUCUGGAAAUACAGAAUGGUAUUAGAUUUGUAUUUGGUUUGUUAAUUUUUUAUAUCACUGUUUUUCACUGUUUUUGUGGACAGAUAAUAGUUGCUUUGCUGAAGUGUUUCCUCAUCUGUUUUGAUUGCUUCCCCAAAGCUGUAGUCACAAGUACAGGAGGCUGAGCAAACCCACCAGGGCGCUGGUGGUGGCGGCUGAGUUCUGCGGCUCCUCUCGGUUGGGGAUUUGCACUCUGCACUGGCAGGGAUUUGCCGAGUGGACCAGCAGUGAGGAGAAUUGAAAAGGCCCUCAGCGACUAAGUUGAUGUGCAACAGUUCCAGGAUUUCCUACAGCAAAAUAAUUCUUAGUUGAUUUUUGACCUGAGAUUUGUGGUUAGGAUCAAAAUUAGGACAAGAAACAGAUCUGCUUCAGUUACAUUAGUGUAAUAGAAUGUCAUCAAGCUUUUGGGCUCCCAGCAGCACCUGAUUUAUCUAUAAAGGAGAUGCAAUAUGUUUACUUAAUAAAUUUCAGAUCUUUUAAGUGUGUAAAUAGUGGUGUUGGUCUUACAUAUUUCAAGAAAACAGAUAGUUGCACUUUUUUUUGCACAUUGGAUUCAAUAAUUACCAUCAGCAACAAACAUCAGACCAUUUUUAACUAAUGUUGAAGAUCAUGAGUCCAAAUGUUUUGUUUUUGAAGUAUAUUUCAGUACUGGUUAUGGUUUUAAGUAGAAGUUGAUUCCCUUUCAUGCUGUAAAUCAGAAUUAUAAACUCUGAGAUUUGGUGUGCUACAUGUUUCUUUUAACCAUUUUCUUAGGAUUACAUUGAAAUGCCAACAGUUGUUGGGAUUAUAUUCUGUAAGAAAGUAUUAGUCCGUUACUUUGGAAUAUGUACAGUUGUAGAAAAUGCCAACUUAAAAUUCAUAUUGGUUGCUAGGAGCUUUCCUAAAAUACAUUAAAGUAAUUUCAUUUCAUAGCUUGUUGCAUUAACACUUGUAGUUAUUAUUGUGGGAGAAACUUUACUUUUUAAGUUGGUAUAUAUGUUAUGCCCAAGAUUAUAGGAUGAGGAUGCUACCUUUUCAAAAAAUUUAUUUAUUGGUAAAGUGUUUAAUUUAAUUUUUUGAAAGUCGUUUAUUUUGUACUAAAAAUAGUCCUGUCACUGUGUUUAUGCUGUUGGUAGGAGGAGAACUGACUGCUGCUCCUAAGCUGUUUUAACCAAAGCAAAGGAAAAGUAACUCAACAUCUUUUCAAUAGCUACUUCAGCAAACUAUAUUUUGGGCCUUCAUUUUUGUAUAUAAAAAUACACUUCUAUCAUUCCUGUUUUCAUUUUUUUAUAGCAAUCUUCCCCACAUCCAGGUUUCUACCAAAAUCUAAGCUUUCCAUACUGUCUUAACCAUGGUUUUUACAGAAUUAAAAGUGUUAAAUGUGAUAUUAACUCCUUUUAAAACUGCAGAGUCAUGGUGGUACUCCCGAAAAAGAAAUUUUCAUCACUCUGUUUGUAUUAUGUAUUCAUUUGUUUUGCAUAAGAAAUAUAUUUAUGUCAUAAUUUCUACUGUUGGUAUUAUGUGUUAGGAUGCAUUUUUUUGGGUUUUGGUAGCAGCAAAGUCGUAACACAACAGCUUGUCCUGGUUAUUAACACUGCCGCUCUGCACAUCCAGCUGGCUCUCCUUGUCCCCAGGACAGUGAAGCCAGCAUGUCAGAUUCUUGGAGGCUACCUCCAUCAUUGUAGGGAAUUAACGCUGAAAUGUUUUGACUAUAAUGUGAGAGGAAAGGAAAUUCUAAGUCAACUGUAUUGCCUUUUCAUUAUUACUUUUUCUAUCUGUGCCAAGAGAAUGUCCAUAAACUUGAUGUUUUUUAUGUGUAACUUGCAUUGUAUUGACAUUGGUUUAGAAAGUCUAAAAUUAGGGUAAUGUGUUACUAUAAUGGAUAGUGGAGAUAAAGAUAAAAGUUUUCUUGGACUCACA